This is a messenger RNA of Liolophura sinensis, 3321 nucleotides long. Its product is annotated as F-box only protein 15-like. Gene Ontology annotation, molecular function: protein binding. Gene Ontology annotation, cellular component: SCF ubiquitin ligase complex. Lineage: Eukaryota; Metazoa; Mollusca; Polyplacophora; Chitonida; Chitonidae. The coding region runs from base 202 to 1692 and encodes 496 amino acids. The transcript is spliced from 15 exons. The record is from RefSeq and is a predicted model, not a curated record.
AUUGGAUUCUCAGUGUGAUCUACUGACCGUUUUCUUUGAAAACGCAUUAAUUAUUCCUCCCUGCUGUGUUACCACGGGUACCGUGUAAGAGUCUUUGACCGAACCUGUUCAUGUUUUUGUCAUGUCAGUUCCAAAUUAUGGUUUUAGCUGAAUAUUUGGAAGUUGUAAUUUUCAACAACAACGCUGCACGGCUCGCAGGCAAUGUCCAGUUCAACAGUACCUACUUCACAGCAACAAAUAAAGCAGUAUCUCCGAAAGCACAAAAAGAAAUGGAGCGAAGAAAAGAGUGCCUCGGGAGAUAUAAAGAGAUCAGGGCAAUCUACAGGACAACGUUCUCUUAAUAAGUCUAAUAGCUACAGUUAUGUGAAGGCCAAACCAGUGCUAAUGAGAAAAGGAAGGACCACAAUAGAUCAUCUGCCUGAUGAAGUUCUAUAUAAGAUAUUUUCAUUUUUUGGAGCUCACCAUCUUUUGUUGACAGCCAGAGUUUGUAAACGCUGGAACAUCUUAGCAAAUGACAAUCUGCUUUGGGCUGAAAUAUUCAAGACAUAUGCACCAAAUAAAAAAAAGGACACCACAUUAGAGCCAGAAAACAUUCCAUUUUCUUUCUGGAAGUCGCAGUGUAUAAAAAGAUGCUCAGAUCAGAGGAAUAAGGACGCAUUUCGUCACCUGCGAAAGCUCCACCCGUACACUGGCUUACCAAGAGAGACCAACAAAAUCUUAGAACGGUGUGGUAUUCAGUGGGUGCUGGUUUUACAGGACAGUCGUGGUGAGCAGCAUGAGAUGAGAGCUUGUGGGAACUUCCCCUUCUGUAUGUCCAGUCUGGUCAGGUGGUACAGCUUACAGUCCCCUUCCCUCAGAGAAAUCCGCAAGAUACAGGUGUACUCCAUCAACCCGCUGUUCUUUGAACGUGGGAGGGCAGUGGCCAACAGUCCAUACCAGAGAAGUCUAUUGUUAGAGUUAGAGCUGAAGUGGGAUAGCUGGGUGAGAACAAACUCCCCCACCUCAUCAGAUGACCUAGUGAACCUCUACUUACUACCCCAGGGUGUCAUGCUGGCCACAUGGAAGGGUGAUGGUGAACUGGCAUUCGUGGCUGCAUGUUUACAUCAUCACCAGCUGGUACAGAGGUGUCUCUAUGGAACACGACAAAGUGCAUUCAUUCCAACUCUACCAAAGCCAGUGUUUGAUGAUGUGGACAAAACUUAUGGUCUCCAUGACUACAGCUGUACAAUGGAGCUACAUCAUCAGCGGCAGUCCAUCUGGAACCAGCAGUUCAGACGCCUUCACUGUAAACGAGAAAACUUGGUGGGUGGAUACGCUUUUUUUGACCUUAUCCGACCUGAUUAUUCCUCAGACCACAGUAUAAUUUCACAGAAAAUUGUCCUUCCCUGGAAAACAGAUGCCUUUAAGGGCAGACUUGAGAAUGUGACUAUACUGGAUAUGACCAUUUUGGAUGAACAAGGACAUCCAUUUUGGUGUUUAAGCUCUCCGGUUUCCCUGCAAAGUACUAGUGAAGGUUUAAGUUUUGAUUACAGUUCAGAUGGAUGUUGUUGUAUAAAGUAUGUUGAACCCAAAGGAAAGGUCGUUAUGGAACUUAACUGGAGUCCCGAUAGAGAACAGUAUUUUGUGACACGCUUAUUGGUGGCUGUAUCCCUGCAGGCCAUCAAUGACUGGUUCGGCACUUUGUAUAAAUGAUCAGCAAAGAGGGAUACAAUACAGCAGGAAAGUAAACACGCUUACUUGUGGCUGUAUCCCUGCAGGCCAUCAAUGACUGGUUCGGCACUUUGUACAAAUGAUCAGCAAAGAGGGAUACAAUACAGCAGGAAAGUAAACACGCUUAUUUGUGGUUGUAUCCCUGCAGGCCAUCAAUGACUGGUUCGGCACUUUGUAUAAAUGAUCAGCAGAGAGGGAUACAAUACAGCAGGAAAGUAAACAUGCUUACUUGUGGUUGUAUCCCUGCAGGCCAUCAAUGACUGGUUCGGCACUUUGUAUAAAUGAUCAGCAAAGAGGGAUACAAUACAGCAGGAAAGUAAACACGCUUACUUGUGGUUGUAUCCCUGCAGGCCAUCAAUGACUGGUUCGGCACUUUGUACAAAUGAUCAGCAAAGAGGGAUACAAUACAGCAGGAAAGUAAACACGCUUACUUGUGGUUGUAUCCCUGCAGGCCAUCAGUGACAUCUGAAGCUUUAUUCUCCCUCACUGGAGAUGAGACAGUGUAUGUCUUGGAACUUAUUCCAUCAUUAAACUAAAGCGUACUUCUUGCUGCAGCUAAUGGGGAAACUCAUCAAACUCCUCCCUGUCUUUAUCAAGAUGGUCUAAAGCUGUGAACUCGUUUGUUCUUUCCUAUAUUACGUCACAAUGAUUGGUGUAUGUGUGAUCAUAAAACAUAUAUGAAGUAUACAGGCAUUGUAACGUCAUAGAAGAAAAUAUGUGUUCUAUAUGCAUUUGGACCUUUUGUGUAGCUUGUCCUCAAGUCUCCCAUUGAGUACAAAUUAACCUCUUGCUGGUUUCUGUAGCUUUCAAGUCAUUAGGUCCUACAACAAGGAGGCACAUUACAUGCACUCUAAGGAUUCCAUCAUCGUCAUAUUACUGAAAAAUUGUUAAGUACGACAUUAAACCCCAAGCAUUCACUCACUCACUCACUCAAAAGUUAGUCCAGGCUAAAGUGUCAUUUACUUUGGUGAUAGAAUAAUACUGGUAUUAAGAUUUAAGCCUUAAACCUAACUCUAACACACUUUUGAAGUACUGGCACUAACUCUGGGCCCAAACAGAUUGUAACUUACUUGAAUGGCCAGGUGCACAUAUGGUCCAAUACUGAACAUGACUCGCCAACAGUAUGAUGGAUGUUUUAUUUGGGCUAUCGUCUUCGUGGCAUCCCGGAAAGCAGUUAGAGAAGAAACACUCUGCAUGUUAAAGUUGUGAUAAUGUGACAUUCUGUAAUUAUUCAGCCUUUGCAUCUGUCUCUGCCACCAGUAUUUUAAAUCAUUCUCAGACAACUGUGGGAUGUAGAGAUAUAAAUUGCAGUUUCUGAAGCUUGAAUCUUUAAUAACACAAGUUCAUUUUUAGCAUCAUUUUCAUAAUUACUGUAUACACAGAUUCCACUGGAAGAAGUAGUUAAGUGGUAUAUGACACUAUGCCUUCUUUCAAACUGGUAACAUAUAAAUUCAUAGUUCACACCUAUGUACAUGUACUGUUUACCUCCUGUAUAUACACUAUUUUACUCGAGGACUACAUGUUCUAUAUACCUGAUCUCUUUCAUCGUAUUUUCUUGGAUCAGAAUGACCAUCCAACAGUUUUGGAUGCUAAUUUAUUAUGAACCUUGUU